This is a messenger RNA of Drosophila rhopaloa, 1837 nucleotides long. RefSeq lists its product as uncharacterized. The record is from RefSeq and is a predicted model, not a curated record. Gene Ontology annotation, molecular function: structural molecule activity. Bases 443 to 1315 code for a protein of 290 amino acids. The transcript has a single exon. NCBI's taxonomy places the organism in Eukaryota, Metazoa, Arthropoda, Insecta, Diptera, Drosophilidae.
GAAAUAGAAGCUAAAGAUCAACUUUAAAAAAUAAUAGUUAAAGGAGUUUUAAAACCUUAUCAGGCAACGUUAGUCCUUCUGUAAUCUUUGUAAUCGCAACCUUGAUCUGGAUUUUACGUAUUCAAAAUUUCGGUCAGUUCGGAAUGAGUUUCCCCAAAUGUGCGUUCGGUAUUUGUGAAUCUGUGCAUCUUUAAAAAUGGUGCUUCAAAUCCAAGCGUAUGCAUACGCAUUCGUGUGCGAAUCAAAAUGUAUUGGCAGAGACCGAAAUAAAGUGCACAUGGCUCGCCGCCGAUUGAUAAAAGAUAAAAAUAAAGAGAUCAGUCUCUCUUUAUGCGGAUCCGGAAUGUUCGCUCGCAUUCGCUUGUAAAUUCUCGAAGGGAACGCGUGCAUUUCGAAGCACCGAUACACCCAAGGUGAUUACAUAAAGCCAGAAAACCGAACCAUGCAGAAGGCCAUCAAGAAGGAGCUCAGCUUCUCGCUGGAUACGCUGGAGCGCUACCGGGCCAAGUACGGGCGCAGUGCGUCGCUGGACACAAACGGGUCUUGUCUUGCUCACACAGAUGGCGAUGCGGCACCUCCUCCGCCGGCUACCACCUCGAUCUUCACAAAGACCUACUCGCCACCAAAGUUGACCAAGUUGCAAGAGCUGCAGCAGAAGAAGGAGGCCUACCUGAGGGCCAAGGAGCACGAGCGGGAAAUGGAGCAACUGCAGCGCACGGAGAGAAGGUCCACAAAUGGCUUGGAAACGCCCAAGCCCAAGACGGGUAGUCCCAAGAGCACCUCUCCGACUCCCAACGCCAGUUCCUCGUCCACCGCUGCUGUGGCCACCAAGUCCUCCAGUCCGGCCGGCUACUCCAACUGGUCCAAUCACCAUGCCACGCUCUGCUCCCAGUCCUGGGUGGCCAUCUCUGAGCUGAUGUACUUCUGCGACAAGUACGAGUUCACCACCCUCAGCACACGGGACUUGAAGACGCACCAGGAGAUCGUGGCCGAGGUGAGGGCUUUGCUGUCCGGAAAGGCGCCCUUUGACCAGCGUACCCGAUUUCCGGGCAACAUUCACGAUCCGGAGAACUUGUGGGUGUGCAUCGGGCGCUGCGCCAGCGUGGAGUACCACCUGCAGCGCAUAGUGAGCAUCUUCCGGAAGCCUCUCAACCAACUGACGCCGGACAAGCAGAGAACGGUGCGUCAGAAUUUCCACUUGGCGGUCAGCGAACUGCGGCUGGACAUAUCGGCGCGGAUCAGCGAGGUGCGGCUGUAUGACCGCCUGGUCUUCGAGCGCGAGUUCCGGCUGGAGUGGCAGGAGGCGGAGGCCUAACGGAUGGAAAGGAUUACAGGAUCAGUGGGUGGACAGUAACGUUUAUUGGCAACUCUUCGCUCUGCGGUGCGCGGUGGAAAAAACGGUUACAAAAAUACACUUGGACGCGGGGGACCGGAGCAUGGAGCAUACGAAUAUGGUACUCGGUAUGCUGCGCGCUCCAUUCAACAUACAUAUAAGAGGUACUCCAUCAACUGAUCAUGAUUAUGAGUUGCCUUAAUCAUUCAAAUUGUAUUUGAUUUCCUAAGAAGACAGUAGCCGUAUCAUAGUCAAUAUCAGUUGUAGAAUACCUGUAUAGUUAACUAUAUAUUUCACAAAUCUAGACCGUGGAUUGCUCCCAUCAAUUGCUCGCGUAACUAAAUCUAAAGGCCGCUGGCGGACAGGCGGUCUCGGGGGAUAUAACUUGAUCCUGUUCGCCGAUCAGGCAAACUUAUUGCUCCGUAAUACGUAAUACAAACAUUUUUAUAUAUGUACACAAUGCUAACGGUAUAAAUAAAGCACUUUUGUGUGGGCCAACGUUGA